Gongylonema pulchrum is the source of this 228-nucleotide messenger RNA. Lineage: Eukaryota; Metazoa; Nematoda; Chromadorea; Rhabditida; Gongylonematidae. The record is from the annotation of a GenBank genome assembly.
AUGAGUGGAACAUCUGGUAUGCGGAAGAGUCGAGACCGGAAUGAGUUAGUUACGGAUGUCAAGGACAGCAACUGCUUCGCAGUACUACACACCAAACUAAGCGAAGAUGAUAUGAAAAAACUGCUGGCGGAUGCGAUGAUCGAUGUAAGCCUUGGAGACAAAUAUGCGAACAUGGGCCUAAACAUCCUGAAUACACCGGUAAAACAUGCAUUUGUAUGCUGUAGCUGA